UUUUCAACAUGAAUAACCCAGCACCCUUACCAUAUCACCCGAGGUCUGUACCUUGGGAGGAAUAAGACAGGGCAGACGACAUCGUCUGGAGACCACAGAGCAGACGGCAUUGAAAGGGGACGUCAGACGACAAUCAAAAUGAAGGAGAUUGAGCAAAAGGAGGAGUUUGACAACCUGGUGAAAACUGUUGACAAGCUGGUGGUUGUGGAGUUCGGCGCCCCCUGGUGUGGGCCGUGCAGAAUGAUCCUGCCUUUCUUCCAACGUCUCGAGGAGGAAUUAGGGGAUAAAGUCAUAUUCGCCAAAGUCGACGUCGAUGAAGCAGGGGACCUGGCGGAGGAGUGUGACAUCAGCUGCAUGCCCACCUUCAUUUUGUACAAGGGGGGCGACAAGGUCGAAACGUUGCAGGGGGCUAACAAAGAUCAACUUGAAGAAACCAUCAAGAAACUUUGCUAGUUUCUCUGAGUAAACAAUUUCAACAUGUGGACAUUGAGACAAAUGUAACAGUUACCCACAUCCAUGCUCAAUACUUAUAAUCUGUAAUGCUUAUCACGUUUCCACGAACACUCGAGUUUCAUACAUUACGUCUGUUUGUUUUAUUACGUUGGGACGGGUUAAAUGCAUCCAUGCAUGCAUUACCCUAACCAAUACAUGUAACAUUUAUUUUAAUGUAUACCACCACCACCCAAUAUCCCCACCACUUAUCUUAAAAAGAAUAAAUAGAGAAAGGACUAGUAAAAUUAUAAUGUUCAUCGUAUACUUUUAAUGAUCUUAUUUUAAAAGAAAUCUGUGUUAUUUUCUCAUCCCCCAUCCAGUAACUGUAGAUUUAGAAGUGACAUUUUUCAGCUCACCCCACACACUCACCAUUCUGAGAAUAAAGUUGA
Messenger RNA from Haliotis rubra (blacklip abalone), 881 nucleotides. RefSeq names its product thioredoxin-like. Gene Ontology annotation, molecular function: protein-disulfide reductase activity. Bases 139 to 453 code for a protein of 104 amino acids. The transcript has 5 exons. Lineage: Eukaryota; Metazoa; Mollusca; Gastropoda; Lepetellida; Haliotidae. The record is from RefSeq and is a predicted model, not a curated record.